UGGGAGGGUGGUUGGACUAGAUGAUCUUGCAGGUCGUUUCCAACCUUGUGAUUCUAUGAUUCUAUUGUAUGAAACUGUUAAUUUAGUAUUUUUUGAUGUGUUCUCUGGAGUACUAUGAGGAUGGGACAGUAAGUUUGUGUUCUGUUCCCAGAUGCUGCACACUGGCCAUGGCUUUCAGGGCUGUGAAUUCAAGAAGACAUAUUGGACUCCAGCAGCUCUCAUCCGUGGCUUUUGCUGGACGAACAUUAUUGGGACCAAUGAAAUCCUGUAAAUUUGUUGUGGAUGAAAGCACCAACGAAAGCAUGUUGAUUUGUUCUGCUGUUAGACUGAUGGAAAGUUUGGAUUUAACUAGUGCUGCUGGACAGCUUCUUAAUGAAACCAUUCAGGCCCAAAACAAGGAAUUUAAAACUGGGACGAGUACCCUGUUGUUCCUUGUUGGUGCGUGGAGUAAUGCUGUACUGGAAUGCCUCCAGCAGAAUGUUCCUGUUUCAGCAAUAGUGUCUGUGAUGUCUGAGGGGUUGGACUCUUGCUGUGAGAAAGUCCAGUGUCUUCAAAUAUCAGUGCAUGAUGUAAACAAAGAGCUGUGUUCUAGCAGUGUUAGGCCAAGAACUUCUGAAAGUAAAGUUUCCCAAAUUCCAUGCGACAGUUCUCUAAAUCAUCAGAUUUUUCUGUAUUUUCAGAAAGAUAUUUCUGCAUCAGAAGAACCCAUUCCAAGAAAUUCUUGUUUCCCUCAGGAAGCUGAUUGUAAUUCUAAUAAGGGCCUGGUUUGGCCUUUGGCCAGCUUUGGUUCAGUAGCUUCCCUUGUCAGGUCAGUGGAUAACAAAAGUAGAUCUGUGAUUUCUGGAAGUGGUGUCUCUGCAUCCAUCUGUAAACAAAAAAUAUUAACUCACAGCAGAUACUUCAGCACUGUAGCAAAAAGCCACGUUUCAAGUCACCUACAUGAUUCUCAGGUAUACCUCUCAGGACAGUCAGUAUAUACUUGUGAAUGUUAUGGUUUAGGACACCUGGCAAUGGCUCUAAGCCAUGGAAAUCAGCCUAGCAUGAAACUGCUUCAAAGCAUUGUUGCAUAUCAACACGAGAGAGCAGAAUGUAGCGGCUCUUCCCAGUUCAGUAUCACAGAAAUUGCAACAUGCUGUUUACCAGGUCUGCCUGAGAGUUACUCUUGUGUUUGCCCAGGUUUUAUCACUCUAGUGUCACCAGAACAAGCCACAGUCACCAAAUACAUUCAGGACAAAUCCCUUUGGAUUCUGCUAAUGGAUGGUGACCUAACCGAACACUAUCGUCACUUAGGUUUCACUAAACCACGGAAUGUAAAGACUGUACUGGAGAAUCCUAGCCUACAAGAAGGUGGAUCAAGAGACUCGUGGCUAAGUACUGUGCUAGACAUUCUAAUAAGCUUGGAAGUAAACUUGGUUUUGGUCAAAGGAACUGUGUGUGAAAACUUAAUGGAAAGAUGCAUCGCAAACAAUAUAUUGGUAAUUAGUUCUGUGACUCAGAAUGUGUUGAGUGCCUUUGGGGAGGUGACCGGUGCCCAGCCCGUGACGUACCUCGCUCAGCUGAAUGCUUCUUGCCUGGGGAGCGGGGUCUGGGUAGAGCUGUGGAAGGGCUGCGACGAGCGUGCAAUGGAACUGGGUCAGCUUGUGCCAGUCAGAAUAAAAGCACAGGGAAUUCCCCUGCUGACGGCCCUGCUCACCACCACUGUAGCUUCAAAGAUGCAGCUCAUUGAAGACCAGUUUUGGACUUUUGUGUAUCGACUCCAUCAUGCUUUAAAGGAUGGGAAGGUUUUUCUUGGCGGUGGUGCAGUUGAGUUCUUAUGUCUUAGUCACAGUCAGAUGCUUUCAGGGCAGUCUUCAAAGCUAGCAGAUAAAAAUGCUGUGAAGGAGUUUCAUAGUACUCGGCUGGCAGCAUCUUCAUCAGAGUAUAAAGCAGUUGUGCUUCAAGCACUGGCCACUGGCUGGAACCAGUAUCUUUCCAUGGUUAUGUGUAACACUGCAAAAGCAGCAUCGGAGUUUGAAGCACAUACCUUAAUUGAUCAUCACCUCCAAAAAGCAACUGACUGUGGCUCUCCCUCAGCGUAUGUACUGAAAGAGUUCAGAAGAGGUGGUAUAUUCGGCGGUGGUUCUAUUCCUUUCACUGACAGUGAAGAGGGUGUAAAGGUUUAUGAUAAUGUUACAGCCAAGAUGGAGGCGUGGCGGAGAGCUCUAGACGUGGUGCUGCUAGUGCUUCAAACAGAUGCCGAAAUCAUCAUAGGUCCCAGAAGGAGUCAGCUAUUAAACUCACCUUCAUCAAGUGAAUUUAUGUUUUUGUAGGACUUGUAAGCUUGGUUUUUUUUUCUUUUUUUUUUAAUGAGUCCAGGAGUCAUCGGGUGGAAGAAGUCUAGGUACAACCUACAUUUCUUCAAAAAGCGAACAUUUAGAUGUGGAAAGGACUUGAGAGUAUAAUAGCAGGAGUCUCCAUGUGAAACAGUAACAAGAUAGAUCUUAUUUCCCAUUUCUAGAAACUGGAGUUAAAUAAACCAAAAAUCACUGGUGAGCUAAUCUCUAACUCCAGCCAUGCGUUCCUAACUGGUGAUAUUGUCUAUAUGGGUAGGCUAAUCCAGUCCAGCUGACUUUUCUAGCUUUAUGUAGCAGAGCAGAUGUGCAGUUCUUUUUUUCAUUAUAAAGAGGAGCACUGUGAAGUCAGGUUGAACAAAUGUUAGAUUCCCUGUAUAAACUUCCAAAAUGUACUGUCUGUAUGAGGUAUUUGCACUCGUAUACAGUAAAAUACUUAAUAUCUUCUAAAGAAGGGGCUUUCUUACAUAAUGUUGGCUUACUUGUCUGCGUUAGACCUAAGAGAUAAUUAAGAUCAUAAUUCAUAAUCGUAAUUCAUAAUUUUUACUAUCUUGCUCUUAAUUUCUGUGCAUUCCAAGUUAAGCUCAGAAUAACUUACGACUGUUAUGUAUGUUAAGGUAAGAGAUUGUAUUAGUUGAUUCUGUGUUUGCAUAAUUGUAUGGGCAAUACGUUUUUUAUUUUGAAAUAUAUCCCCUUUGAAAUUUCUCAGGUUUCUGUGUAAAUUCCGGCCGAACCCUCCCUUUUUGUGUUACAGAGUGGAUAUAGCUCUACACAGUUUUGUUUCAAUGGCAAGUUGAAGUUUUAGAUUAUUUCCUUUAGGUUCUUUCAGAUAGCCGUGUGGAGAAGAAAAGUGUAAUUAUAUCAGCUGUUUCCUAAAGACUGACAGUGAAUCUUACCUGAAUGAUUGAGGCACAGCCAUGGUACUGUGUCUCAACUCUUAAAACUGAAAACAAAACAAUUCAGAAGUGGCACUUUGUUGCAAGAAAGAGGUUUGUAAUAUAUGUUUGCAAGAGGAUAUUUUUUCUGAAAUGAGCAUUUUACAUAGUGAUGUGUUGGAUGAAAACAGAAUGUAAAGAGAAUGGGAAUGUAAAGAGAAUUAGGAAUUCACUUCAGGAGUUGAUUCUCAUUAAAAUGCUGAUGGCUAGCAGUACUUGGCUUAAGCACUUAGCCAUUCUGAGUUCUGGUGACAGACAGUCGGGUGGUGGUGAAAUCUGAGAAUUGGGGUGGGCUAACAAAUAUGUUUUCUGGGUCCUGAUUCUCUGGGCUUACUUUCAUUGUCGUAUGUCUUCACCACAGAAGAUGCUUUAGAGAGGAGCCAUCAGCUGUGUCGAAUCCCUGUGGUCUUUGGCAGUGCCCCAGUACCUCUGAUUCCUGAUGGAGUUACUCCUUCUGCCUCUGUAUUUCAUGGUGCCAAAUUCCAGAGAGUUUCAGUUUGUGGAAAGGAAAGACAGUUCCUAAAAUGUUUCUCCCAUGGUGCCAACCAUCAACCUGCAGCGGCCUUCUAUGCUGUAUACAUUUUUUAGCAAAUUCUGUAUACAGCUCUUUCAUAGAGCUGUUUGUCAGAGUGGUUUAUGCUAAGUGAAUGACUGUUUUAUUUAGCAUAUAGGGUAAAGAAAGACAUAGAUAAUUAAGUUCAUCCUUAAAUGUUGUAGGUGCCUAUAGAUGCAUUUGUGUAUGAAAGUUAUGUUGUAUGUUAUGUUGGUGUAUUUUCAAAUGUUGCAUUGAGAGCUCUCAUUGCUGAAUUUAACAUUUAUGUUUUCUAAUUGAAUGUAAAUGGAAGGUCUUUACGAAGGCUAAGGGAGCAUAUGAAUUGCAGUUACUUUUUGUAAAUAUCAUGAAAUAACUUUUCUGUUUGUGGAAUGCUGUGCUCGCAGUAUUUGGCCACCACUCAUCUGAAAGUAUGCGUAUUUUGCUUUUCUUACAAACUCCAGAAAUCAGUGGGUUUUGGUAAAAUCUCGUCAGUAAUAUACAAGUUUGAAGGAAAAGUUCUUAGCACCAUCCAGAUCUAUUUUAAAGUUGUAAUCAUACUGCAAUUAUAUUUUAAUUAUUAGUCAAUCAGCCAUUGUAAGUGCUAGAUCACACAUCUCAAGACAUCAGAUAAACCAGUUUGAAAACCAGCACAAGAAAGACGUGGAACUCUUGGAAUGGGUCCAGAGGAGAGCCACUAAGAUGAUCAGAGAAC
This is a messenger RNA of Phasianus colchicus (ring-necked pheasant), 4512 nucleotides long. The record is from RefSeq and is a predicted model, not a curated record. Lineage: Eukaryota; Metazoa; Chordata; Aves; Galliformes; Phasianidae.